AUGUGGCGACGCAAGCGGUUGCGGGCCCAUCGCAUCUUCCUCAUCUCGCUAGCGGCUUUACUGCUCUCCCUCGUCUCGAGCUCGACCGAAACUCGCGGCUCUUCCUACCAUAAUGCGACAGCUCUCCUAUCAUCGCUUCUUGACGAAUACGACAUUCGAUUGAGGCCUGGCUUUGGAGGUGAUGCCCUACUACUAACAAUGGACAUCAUCAUUGCCUCAUUUGAUUCAAUCUCAGAAGUGGAUAUGGAUUACACGGUAACCCUAUACCUACAUCAAUAUUGGCGGGACGAACGGUUAUCUUGGACCGAUGAUCCGACAGCCAUUGAUGAAAUGACGCUUAGCGGAGAUUUCUCAUCCCGAAUAUGGGUACCGGAUACGUUCCUUGCCAACGACAAACACUCCUUUUUACACGAUGUCACAGAAAGGAACAAGAUGCUGAGAAUCACGAGGGAUGGAUAUAUUGCAUAUGGAAUGAGGUUCACCUCAACUCUCGCUUGCAGUAUGGAUCUGAGAAAUUUUCCUCUUGAUUCCCAGAAUUGCACAGUGGAAAUUGAGUCUUAUGGGUAUACGACUUCUGAAGUCUUGAUGAAAUGGAAUCAUCCUAACGCUGUGCAUGGUGUCGAUUCCGCCGAAGUACCGCAAUUUCGAAUAUUGGGAUAUCAGACCGAUGAUAGUAUUGUGACAACCGCUACUGGAUCAUACCAGCGCCUUUCCCUUGUCUUUCAAUUAAAGCGUUCUGUGGGAUACUUUAUUUUCCAGACGUACCUUCCUUGUGUUCUUAUUGUAAUGCUUUCCUGGGUUUCUUUUUGGAUCAAUCAUGAAGCUACUUCAGCUCGAGUUGCUUUGGGAAUCACCACCGUGCUCACGAUGACAACGAUCUCUACUGGCGUUCGUCAGUCAUUACCAAGAAUUAGUUAUGUAAAAAGUAUUGAUAUAUAUUUGGUAAUGUGCUUCGUCUUCGUUUUUGCGGCCUUGUUAGAAUAUGCAGCUGUGAAUUAUAAUUAUUGGGAGCGGAGAACGAGGAGUUCUUGUAGAAGUGCUGAUGAGGGAUGGCCAGGUGGGGUGAAUGCAAAUGGCGAGCUGCAACGUGAGGCUCAGGAAGGAGUAUCUUGGGGAGUCCCAAAAACAUUUCAACAGUUGUCACAAGAAAUCAGCGAUCAAGAAGCAAGGGAAAAGUCUUCAGGCGAAGGAACAAGCCGAGAGAAAAAGCGCCCCGCUUCUCCUCUACCCUCACUUUGUGCUCAUUCCAAUGCCGAGAUUGGCGUAUUAUCACUAGAUGAAGUGCCGGACUAUCCGCGCUACACUGCCAAUCCAGCCAUGCACUUGAGAAAUCGAGCUCAAGCUACUUCAAAGAAUCGAAAAGUAUUAAGUAAAGCGACAGCUCUGAAACCAGCCGCUCUCAAAUCCUCCGUGCAUAAAGCUGUCAAAAGAGCUCGAGCUGUGAUGCCCUCCCUGCGGGUCCGCGACGUAAACGUCAUCGACAAAUAUUCAAGGGUCGUCUUUCCACUAUGUUUUAUCAUAUUCAACAUCUUCUAUUGGGGCUACUACACUAUCAUGCAACAAUGG
Molecule: messenger RNA, 1566 nt
Organism: Mesorhabditis spiculigera
Lineage: Eukaryota; Metazoa; Nematoda; Chromadorea; Rhabditida; Rhabditidae
Source: the annotation of a GenBank genome assembly